Cutaneotrichosporon cavernicola is the source of this 906-nucleotide messenger RNA. RefSeq lists its product as uncharacterized. Bases 1 to 906 code for a protein of 301 amino acids. Lineage: Eukaryota; Fungi; Basidiomycota; Tremellomycetes; Trichosporonales; Trichosporonaceae. The record is from RefSeq and is a predicted model, not a curated record. The transcript is spliced from 3 exons.
AUGAUCACCUUCUCCGAUUCGGAGACGUCCACCGACGGCAUGUCCAUUAUAAGUGUGCCGUCGAGCGAGGAGUUUGAGAUAAUCCUCAUGCCUUUCCCCUCGACGUCCACGAGGGCGUCUAGAAACGUUGACUCGCUCGAGGCGAGCAUGGCAUCCCUCGGCCUGGGUGCGCAUGGACCCGAGGAAGGCGGGUCGGCUGGUUCCGUCCCUGCUGCUUCUGGGCCCAGCUCGGUCCGCACGGUCGCCACCACCAUCGGGGCGUCCCUCCGCAGCGGAGGUGAUGGCAACCACGGUGAUGACGAAGCAACCUGGAGCGUGCAGACGCACCGCACCAGAGUGACGACCCUCCCUUCACACACGGCAAGUAUCCUCAGCGCGUCGGAUGCGCGUGAGUCGAUUGACAGCUUCCUAACGGACCCGGAGUUUACGAGCGACAAGGCGAACAAGCUGCGUCUGUGGCAGGCGCUUUGUAUCGAGGCGAUCAAGCUCGAAGAGUCGGACGACACCCUCUCCGACUCUCUCUCCUUCGACAGCUCGAGCGAGUAUCUUACCAACACCACAGUCAGUGACGAAGACUCAGACUGCACGCCGACCGGCUCGCGCUCCGCGACGCCCACUCAGACCCUUCCCCAGCUUCCGACGUCACUCACCGCUGCCGUCCGCCUGUUAAGCACCCGUGGCCACGUCAACAUCCUGCAGUACCUUGAGGUACGCAACGACCCCACCCGCCACACCGAGGACGUCGUGGGCAAGUACGCCGACCUCGUGUACCCCAGCGCGAGCGCGCUGCAGCGCGACAUGCGACGCGACCGUAAGUAUGCCAAGAUCGAUGAUGUCAAGCGCGAGUGGCUCCAGCCGCUCCUGAAGGACUUUGGUUUCCGUCGUCGCCGUGAGAGCCGUGUGUAG